Molecule: messenger RNA, 2157 nt
Organism: Drosophila novamexicana
Lineage: Eukaryota; Metazoa; Arthropoda; Insecta; Diptera; Drosophilidae
Gene: IKKepsilon
Product: serine/threonine-protein kinase TBK1
Exons: 7
Coding region: 1-2157 (718 amino acids)
Biological process (GO): peptidyl-serine phosphorylation
Cellular component (GO): cytoplasm
Molecular function (GO): protein serine/threonine kinase activity; ATP binding
Source: RefSeq, a predicted model, not a curated record
AUGUCAUUCCUGCGUGGCUCGCUGAACUAUGUUUGGUGUACAACCAGCGUGCUGGGCAAAGGCGCCACCGGAUCUGUGUUUCAGGGAGUGAAUAAGACAACUGGCGAAUCCGUUGCCGUUAAAACUUUCAAUCCGUACAGUCACAUGCGCCCCGCCGAUGUGCAGAUGCGCGAGUUCGAAGCCUUGAAAAAAGUAAACCAUGAAAACAUUGUCAAAUUGCUGGCCAUUGAGGAGGAUCAAGAGGGACGCGGAAAGGUUAUAGUUAUGGAGUUGUGUACUGGCGGCAGUCUAUUCAAUAUACUUGAUGAUCCCGAGAACUCGUACGGCCUUCCGGAGCAAGAAUUCCUACUGGUGCUGGAGCAUCUAUGCGCUGGAAUGAAACAUUUGCGAGACAAUAAGUUGGUGCAUCGGGACCUCAAGCCCGGCAACAUCAUGAAAUUCAUAUCUGAAGAUGGUCAAACCAUAUAUAAGCUGACCGAUUUUGGUGCUGCACGUGAACUCGAAGACAAUCAGCCGUUCGCUUCGCUCUAUGGUACUGAGGAAUAUCUGCAUCCCGAUCUGUAUGAACGCGCGGUGCUGCGCAAGUCCAUACAAAGAUCAUUUACUGCCAAUGUGGAUCUGUGGUCCAUUGGGGUGACGCUCUACCAUGUUGCUACUGGGAAUUUGCCUUUCAGACCAUUCGGGGGUCGUAAGAACCGCGAGACAAUGCACCAAAUAACCACGAAAAAGGCCUCUGGCGUCAUAUCUGGCACACAGUUGGCCGAAAAUGGACCUAUUGAGUGGUCAACGACGCUGCCGCCCCAUGCACAUUUAUCGCAAGGUCUCAAGACGCUCGUCACGCCUUUGCUGGCUGGUUUGUUGGAGGAGAAUCGGGAGAAGACCUGGUCCUUUGAUCGAUUCUUCCAGGAAGUAACUCUGAUAUUGCGCAAGCGUGUCAUCCACGUCUUUUUUACAAAUCGCACCAGCUCGGUAGAAGUGUUCCUGGAGCCAGAUGAACAGAUUGACAACUUUCGCGAGCGCAUAUUCCUGCAGACCGAGGUGCCACUGGAAAAACAAAUAUUGCUCUUUAAUAACGAGCACCUUGAAAAGAAAGUGUCACGACGGACCAUCGCCAAAGCGUUUCCCAAGACAACUACGGAGCAGCCCAUUUUCCUUUACAGCAACGAUGAUAACAAUGUUCAAUUGCCACAUCAAUUGGAAUUGCCCAAGUUCCCAGUGUUUCCGCCAAAUGUAUCCGUUGAAAAUGAUGCGAGUCUGGCUAAGGCUGCUUGCAGUGUGGGCCAUGAAUGCAAACGACGCGUAGAUAUCUUCACCACCAUGGAUAUCCUAAUCAAAAGGGGAGUUGAACAAUUUAUCGAGAUGCUUAUAACCACCAUUACAUUGUUGUUGAAAAAAACCGAAAGCUUUGACAAUCUGCUAUCGACUGUAGUUGACUACGCAGAUGUGGUGCACAUCAUGGCAAGUGUGACAAAAGGCGACCAGGAGCUAAAGACUCUUCUCGGUUCCCUGGACAAUGUAAAGAGUGAAUUUGAUGGAGCAGCCGAUGUUAUCACGCAGAUGCACAAGCAUUUUGUUACCGACGACGAACUGAACGAUCAGUGGUCGUCUCUGAUGCAUGGAAAGAAAUGUCCUUGCCGCACUCGAGCUAGCGCACAGGCAAAGUACUUGGUAGAGCGUCUGCGCGACUCUUGGCAGCAUUUGCUGCGUGAUCGUGCAACACGCACUUUAACUUACAACGACGAACAAUUCCACGCGCUAGAGAAAAUCAAAGUAGACCACAAUGGAAAACGUAUUAAGCAGCUGCUGCUGGAUAACGUGAAUCCUGCUGUAGCGCAAAUGGCCGAAUGCUUGGCUGACUGGUAUAAACUGGCGCAAACGGUGUAUCUGAAAACUCAGAUUUUGGAGAAGGACGUGCGCGACUGCGAGCGCAAGUUGCAUAGUAUUCGCGAUGAGCUCUACCACAUCAAAUCUGAGCAGAAGCUUGCCCUAGACACUAAGAAUAUUAACAGCAAUAACCAAUUGGCCAAAAUUAAGGAACGCAAUCGUCUGCACAUGAUGAAGCAGCAGCAAUUAGAAGUGAUGGCCGCGAUGAGAAAGAAUAACGAGCUUAUAGCUUUGCUAAGUAAUUUAGGAAUUUCAAACGGCAACUUGCCUUAG